GCCUGCGUGGAUAUUUUUUUUUUUGACAGUGCUGUUGAGUUUAUAUUUCUGGACUUGCAAUGGUGAAGUUUCGUGCUUCUUGUUCACAAGAUAAUCCACCGCUAUCAAGUUAGAAGGGGCCGUUCUCUAUUUGGUAAUAUUCACUGACUAGCUAGUAAACCAACUAUCUUCGUUACAAGCAGUCUGUGUAUCUACUUGUAAAUUACGUGCUAUCUAUACGUAGGUUAGACUGCAAAGUAGUAUUUGUAUAUCAAGGGUGACGUAAUCGCCAAGUACUUUCUGCAAGAUUAGUGACGUUUACAGGCUCGCUUUCUAUCUUUGCAAUUCAUAACAUGUUAUGCUGGCAUUAGAGAUUUUCUUUCAACAGAGGAAUAGGGUUAUUUGCGUUUCUAUUAGCUAACGUAUACCAAUUCAUUAUAGACGGAUAUAGAAAUGCAGUGAACACAGGUUACGAGCUUGAUUAAGUAGCCAUGAGUUUACAGGUAGGAUGCUUAUCGUUCAGACAGCCGUACGCCGGCUUGGUUUUGAACGGCCUCAAAACUAUUGAGACGCGUUGGCGGCCUCUGCUGUCAGAAUUUGAGAACUGCACCCUUGCCGUGCACAUUGCGCAGAAGGACUGGGAGGGAAGCGAAUGGAGAGAGGUGCUCACGUGCCGGCAGGGAAUGACUUGUACCCAAAUAGAUGAUCUGCUGGAUUCCGGCGAGAGGUUCGGCCGAGGAGUUGUGGCAGGCCUGGUGGAGGUGGGAGAGACCUGGGUCUAUCCUGACAGCCUUCCCAGGGAGGAGAUGCUGGCACUGGAGGCGGCAGCUCUGCUGACUGGGCUGGAGGAGAAGCACCUGACCCGGCUGUCCUUCCCACGCUGGCUGAAGGAGCCCAUGUAUGCCCGUGGGCACAAGGACAUCUGGACCAUAGACAUCCCCCUGGCGCUACUGCCUGCUCUUCCACCCGCACCCCACAGGACCGUCUGUGCCUAACGGGCGCUGUCUGUCUGUGAACAACCCUUGAACAGGGCGUUAGUCCAUCGCAGGGUGAACACACACGCACACACACACACACACUCUCGCACCUACAUCCAUUUUAGUGUCUCCAGUUCCCCUGCAACCUGCAUGUCUUUGGACUGUAGGAGAAAACUGGAGUGCCCAGAGGAAACGCACAAACCCAUACAGGCGAACAUGCAGACUUUUAACAGAGAGGAUCUGGGCUGGCUGGGACUUGAACACAGAACAUCGUUCUUGAUAUCUGAGCGGAAAUUCAGCCAAGUACUCUAGUUUCCCAUCAGCUUUAGGUCAUGCUCAGCCAUGUGUUUUCCUGUAUUAACCCUCCCUUGGGCAAUUUGUUCUUUAUCUUUCAAUGUGUAAGGCUUUCUAAUGGGAACACUGAUUUCUAUAGAAAUUUCUUGAUGUAUGUGGAAUGCAGUCUGUUAAGUGUUCUGGGACAAUUGAUCAAAUUGAGAUGUUAUCAGUAAAAAUGAUACUGAAAAAUAAAUGAGGCUUUAGGUCA
Messenger RNA from Conger conger (European conger), 1500 nucleotides. RefSeq lists its product as uncharacterized. NCBI's taxonomy places the organism in Eukaryota, Metazoa, Chordata, Actinopteri, Anguilliformes, Congridae. The transcript has 2 exons. The record is from RefSeq and is a predicted model, not a curated record. The coding region runs from base 471 to 974 and encodes 167 amino acids.